CAGGUCUUUUACACGAAGAGUAAAUAUUAGAGAAGUAGAAAUGUUGGGAAAUUCCUUCCUGGAUACAAAAACUGCAGCCACCCAUCAAAAAGCUAUAAAUGUGACAAAGCUGUUCAAACACACUUAAACCUCAGAGGGUGCUAAGGAGGAAUUGUGAGAAGAACUGAGAUCAGUUUAAAACCCACAAAAAACAUCAAGAUGAUGCUGGGAACAUCAAGACCCUGCAGCUUCCUUUGUCCAGGUGUCUGGAUUUUGACCAUAGUUUUGGCCAGAGCUGGAGGAGUUCAAGCAGAUUCUUCUGGUAUUCCCGGUCCACCUGGUCCACCUGGUCCACCUGGUUUUCCUGGUCCUCGUGGUCCACCUGGUCCACCUGGUAUUCCUGGUCUUCCUGGUUUCAGUGGUCCUCCUGGUCCACCUGGUCCUAUAGGUGCUCCCGGACCACAGGGGGCACCAGGUUUGCCAGGGACUCCAGAAUUGAUAUGCCCUCAUGGAUUGCCAGCAGCUGAUGGUCAACCAGGCGUAAGAGCACCACCAAAAUCUGCAUUUUCUGUAAAAGUGGGCAAAAGCUAUCCAGCACCUAAUCAGCCCAUAGGAUUUCAAAAUAUUCUAUACAACGAGCAGCAAGUCUUUGAUGAGUCAUCUGGCAUAUUCACCUGCCAAACCCCAGGAGUCUAUUAUUGCACCUACAACCUGGAGGGACACCAGAAUUCACAUAUGAUCCUGGCAAGGAAUGGUACAGAGGUGAAAGCAUCUGAUCAGAUUACCUCGGAUGCUUAUGAAAACCUGCCGCAAAGUGCAAUCCUUAAAUUAGAGAAAGGAGAUAGGGUGUGGUUGGAUGCAAAAAAGGCUCAUGAUGGGAUAACAGAAGGAAGCUAUUUUUUGUGCUAUCUCAUAUAUGACUCUUAGAUUAUGCAGUACUCUGGAUCCAAAUGGUUCGCGUCAUAAUUUGUCCUGCAAACAUUUGGCUAGAUGGUUUGUUUUGACUUGCAAGAAGUACACCUAAUCUAUAAUAAGUACACUUAGGGAUGGGGAAGAAUUCUAAAUGGGAAAGCUAGGAAGUGGGACUCAUUGGACAUCUGAGUAAACAUGUCUAGGAUGCAGUUGGGCUAUGGCACACCAAUGGCUCAGAAGCAUUGUUUUACAAUUUUCAUAGAAACAUGAAAGCAGAACAUGAAGUGUGCAUUGAUUUCCAUGAAGUUUAUUAGAAGGCUACUGCUUCUAUAUUUACGAAUCUAAAGGAUGUGCUUCACAUUGUUUCCACAUCUGCAUAGGUGUAUGCAUGUAAUCAUUUGUUUAAAAUUAAAG
Podarcis muralis (Common wall lizard) is the source of this 1305-nucleotide messenger RNA. Its product is annotated as protein HP-25 homolog 2-like. The record is from RefSeq and is a predicted model, not a curated record. Gene Ontology annotation, molecular function: protein binding. Lineage: Eukaryota; Metazoa; Chordata; Lepidosauria; Squamata; Lacertidae.